AGAAAACGAGGGGAUUCCUUUGCUUUUCAAACAGCCUAAUGCAAACCCGCGCGAAGCGAAACGCACAUGAACAUCAGAGAUUCAGCGCCGAGAUGAUGGGCGUCGCGUCGCCACCUGGUCCGUACAGUCGUACGCCACCGCCACGAAAAGAGCUGAGAUCACAAGAAGCUUCUAGAGCAGCAUCACAUCCCUCUCUGAACCAUAGAGCUUCUGUUCUGUGGACACCGAGCUUCUAGGGUUUUCCCUCUUCUCCGCUAUCUCGAUCGAUGAUGGGAAAAACGGACGAGGAAGAAGCAGUCGUUCUGAGGCAGUUGGAGGAGUCGGUGGAUGCCCAUCCAGACGACCCCGAGCUUCGCUUCCAACUUGGACUGUGUUUAUGGGAGAGAGCAGCGGGUUUGAAAGAGAAAAUGGAGAGAGCGGCAGAGCAUUUCGUGAAAUCGGCUAAAUUGGACCCUAACAAUGCGACUGCGUUCAAAUAUUUGGGCCAUUACUAUGGUAGAGUGGCCUCUGAUGGUGCUCAGAGAGCUGUCAAGUGUUACCAGAGAGCCGUUGUUCUCAACCCGGAUGACCAAGAAUCUGGGGAGGCAUUAUGUGAUUUGUUGGACGAAGGAGGAAAGGAAACUUUGGAAGUGGCAGUUUGCAAAGAAGCAUCGGAGAAGUCGCCAAGGGCUUUCUGGGCUUUUCGAAGAUUGGGUUAUCUGCAGGUUCAUCAAAAGAGAUGGUCUGAGGCUGUGCCGAGUCUUCAACAUGCUAUUCGAGGCCACCCUACCUGUUCUGAUUUGUGGGAAGCAUUGGGUCUUGCAUAUCAGCGUUUAGGCAUGUAUACUGCUUCCAUUAAGUCUUAUGGGCGGGCCAUUGAACUGGAAGAAACCAGGGUUUUUGCCCAGAUUGAAAGUGGAAACAUCUUCAUGAUGCUUGGUUCUUUUAGAAAGGGAAUUGAACAAUUUCGGCAAGCUCUGGACAUUUCACCUGAAAAUUUGUCGGCAUACUAUGGACUCUGUUCUGGCCUGCUUGGUCUGGCAAAAGAAUGUAUCAACACAGGAGCGUUUACAUGGGCUGCUUCACUCUUGGAGGAGGCAUCGAAAGUUGCAAAUGUGAGUACUCAACUUACUGGAAAUGAAUCAUCUCUUUGGAAGAUGUAUGGUGAUAUUCAGAUUGCAUACGGCACUUGCUUUCCAUGGAUGAUUGACGACCAGCAUUUGGCGCUUGAAGCAGAUGCAUUCAAAUCUUCUAUACAUUCUUGGAGUGAGACUUGUUAUGCAGCAGCAGAGUCAGCCCGGAUUUCGUACCAGAAAGCUUUGCGCUUGGCACCAUGGCAAGCAAACAUCUAUGCCGAUAUUGCUAUGAGUCUUGAUCUGAAAUACAAGUUGAUCAAGAUUUCCGCACACAAAUCUGAUUCUUGGCAGUUACCGGAGAAGAUGGCUUUGGGAGCAUUGCUGCUUGAGGGGGAUAAUCAUGAGUUCUGGGUGGCAUUGGGAUGUUUAUCGGAUAAUCAUGCGUUGAAACAACAUUGUUUGGUCAGAGCAUUGCAGUUAGAUGUAUCUCUGGCUGUUGCUUGGGCAUACCUUGGGAAGGUCUAUAGAAAAGUUGCAGAUAAGCAACUUGCAAGGCAAGCAUUUGAUAGCGCUAGAAGCAUAGAUCCUUCUCUUGCAUUGCCAUGGGCAGGCAUGUCAGCUGAUUUUCGUGCCGGGGAAGAUGAAUCUGAAGAUGCUUUUCAGGGCUGUUGGAGAGCUGUGCAGACGCUGCCGCUUCCUGAGUUCCAAAUAGGGCUAGCAAUGCUUUCUCUACCUUCAGGGCAUUCCCCAUCUUCACAGGUUUUUGGAGCCAUCUGUCAAGCGGUGCAGCGCGCGCCUUAUUACCCUGAAUCGCACAAUUUCAAGGGGCUCAUUUGUGAGGCACGACUUGAUUAUCAGUCUGCUGCUGCAUCUUACAGGCUGGCACGACUUGCCAUCAAGAGCUUUUCUACAACACUUCCAGAAUCUAGUGUUAGAGAUGUAACGAUCAAUUUGGCAAGAUCACUUCUUAAGGCUGGGGAUGCUCUCGAGGCAGCGCAGGAGUGUGAAGCUUUGAAGACUCAAGGUACUCUUGAUGCGGAAUGUCUUCAACUAUAUGCUCUCUCUCUUUGGCAGCUUGGGAACAAUGAACUUGCUCUUUCUGUGACAAGAAACCUCGCUGGGAGUAUUUCUAGCAUGGAAAAGGCAACUGCAACGGCCAUUGCUGGUUUCAUUUGCAGAUUGUUAUAUUUUAUUUCUGGAAUGGAUUCAGCAAUCAAUAGCAUUUUAAAAAUGCCAAAGGAAUUGUUUCGGAGUCCUAAAGUUAGCUUUAUUUUGUCUGGCAUCCACGCUCUUGAUAAAAAUAACCGGCUCAAUCAGAUUGUUUCUGUCAGUCGUCAAUUUCUUAGUUCUCUUGAAGAAAUGGAGGCAAUGCACUUCUUAAUAGCUCUUGGUAAGCUGGUAAAGAAUGAAUCAGAACCCGGCCUUGGUUAUCAGACUGGAAUUCAUCAUCUGCAGAAAGCUGUCCACAUGUAUCCUAGUAGUAAUCUGUUAAGGCAAUUGCUUGGUUAUCUUUUGCUAUCGAGUAAAGAAUGGAAUGAUUCACAUCUCGCAACAAGGUGCAGUGUCAUAAGCUCCUUCGAAAUUCCCCGAAAAGAAGGUUUCAAAUCUUCAUUUGAAAUCCUUGGUGCUGGAGCAGUUGCUUGCUAUGCCAUCGGAAACAGCAAUCCAAAGUUUUCCUUCCCAACAUGCACAUACCAGUGUUUGCAGGAGCCUCAAGCCAUUCAGCAACUGCAAAAAUGCUUACGUCAGGAACCUUGGAAUCAUAGUGCUCAGUACUUGCUCAUACUUAAUCUUCUACAAAAGGCGCGAGAGGAGAGAUUUCCUCAACAUCUUUCUGGUAUACUGAAUCGGCUGAUUCGCGUGGCUCUGUCAAAUGAAUUAUAUGCCAGGACGAGUACCUGCUAUCCAUAUAGAAAAUUCCAGCUCUUACUUUCUGCUUCUGAGUCAUGCUUUCAAGAGGGAAGGCAAGUGGAGUGUAUCACUCAUGCGACAAAUGCAUCUAGGCUUCCGCUUCCUAAUGGCUAUCUUUUCUUCGCGCACUUGAUAUUGUCUCGUGCAUAUGCUGUUGCUGGGGACCUGAAAAGCUCUCAUAAAGAAUAUGAGAGAUGCUUAGACCUUGGGACAAAUUUUCAUAUUGGUUGGGUGUGUCUUAAAUUCAUGGAGGUACAUUAUGAGAUGCAAAUUGAUUCAAGCAAAAUAGACUCAAGGUUCUAUGAAUGCUUAAAGGAGAGGGGACACUCAAAUGUAAUGUGGGGAGCUAUCUUCUAUCUGGCACGGGGUUUAAUUUCUUUAUGGAACCAUGAUUUUCUCUCUGCAGAAGACUUUCUUGAACGAGCUUGUUCAUUGAUGGAUUCUGAUAGUGGGAUCUCUCUCUGCUUUGGUGUCGCAUGUGUGGAAUUAGCCAAGCUAGGGUAUGGUUCUCAGUUCCUCUCGCUGGCUCUGAGACAUCUUGCCAAAGCACAGGAGACGGCUUUAGUUCCAUUACCUGUCGUAUCAACAUUGCGGGCUCAAGCAGAAGGAAGUCUUGGUUCCAAAGAGAAGUGGGAGAGCAAUCUCUGCCUUGAAUGGUUUACUUGGCCACCAGAAAUGAGGCCCGCAGAGCUCUUCUUUCAGAUGUUCCUGCUCGCAAAAGAUGUUCAAUCUGCACGUGACUCUACAUCCUCUAUGGUGGCUUGCCAAAGUCCACAAAAGUGGGUUUGUCGAGCAAUCCACACAAACCCAUCUUGCUUAAGAUAUUGGAAGGUGUUGCAAAGGCUCGUGGAGACAGAUCGAACUCUCAUCAGCACCUAACUCAGUUCUAGCUGGCACCGCAGCCAGAUGUAUUAUUGGACGCGGCCUCGGUUCCAUUCUUUGUAAUUUAGCCACAUUAUUUGGACACCAGUUCGCAUUAAACGCUUUUUUUUUCC
Rhodamnia argentea is the source of this 3961-nucleotide messenger RNA. RefSeq names its product tetratricopeptide repeat protein SKI3. Lineage: Eukaryota; Viridiplantae; Streptophyta; Magnoliopsida; Myrtales; Myrtaceae. The transcript has 22 exons. Gene Ontology annotation, molecular function: protein binding. Gene Ontology annotation, cellular component: Ski complex. The record is from RefSeq and is a predicted model, not a curated record. The coding region runs from base 267 to 3845 and encodes 1192 amino acids.